Molecule: messenger RNA, 2151 nt
Organism: Kluyveromyces lactis
Lineage: Eukaryota; Fungi; Ascomycota; Saccharomycetes; Saccharomycetales; Saccharomycetaceae
Gene: YPK1
Product: serine/threonine protein kinase YPK1
Exons: 1
Coding region: 1-2151 (716 amino acids)
Biological process (GO): protein phosphorylation
Molecular function (GO): ATP binding; protein serine/threonine kinase activity
Source: RefSeq, a predicted model, not a curated record
AUGUAUUCUUGGAAGUUAUCUAGCAAAUUUAGAUUCGGGAGAUCUAAGGAUAAGGAUGAGAAGCAUCACAAGCACAUGGAUGAGGUAGAUAUCGACGGCAAUGACAAUAGAAGUUCCGUUGAUAGAAAAGCUACCAUUGUUCCUGGUUCUGCGACCGUUGUGCAGUCGCGUGCAAGUACAGACACGAGAACUACUUCGGAUGAUACAGGCCAUAGUGUCCAUUCGAGUGGGUUUAAAGGAACUAUUACUGAGGGUUCUAUGUCUACUGAUAUUUCCGGAGAGGAUAUAUCAAUGACAAACGGAAGAGAUAGAGAUUCUACGGAAGUGCAAUCUAAAUCUAAUAAUAACAGCUCCAACUUCAAACAGCAGCAACAACAGCUAUUAGCACAGCAACAACAAAUUCAGUAUCAACAACAACAAUCACAACAGCAGCCAGUUGAAAAUGAGAAUACACAUUCUUCGAACGGGAUACUUACCGUGAAAGUUUAUAGCGGUGAUUCUUUUAAGUUGCCCUUACCAAUUACUUAUAAUGAACAAGUUUUGAGCAAAUUACUAAGCUCUGGUGUUGACGUCACUAGUACCACCCAGCAAGACUCCCUUGAAGAGUUGAUCCAAUCUAUGCAUGGCCUGUCUUUGCUUAGAGAGGAAGAUAAAUUGUUGUCUGGUGAAGAUGCAUCUCAUUUCAUUCCUGCUAGUGUGAUCUUGCCAGGAUCUAAAAAUCUGAAUUCUUUACUCUAUUUCACAAUUGAGUUUGACAACACCAUUGCCACCAUUGAACCAGAAUCAGGGACUUUAAAUAGACCUAUCUUUAAUAAGAUCUCCACAUUUGAUGUUACAAGAAGGUUGCCAUUCCUAAAGAUUGAUGUUUUUGCCAGAAUUCCAUCUAUCCUAUUACCUUCUCAAAACUGGCAAGAGACCCAAAUCUCAAAUAAUGAUAUCCUAGGCGAUUACGUGAAGAAGAUCAGAAACAACAGCGAUAUCCAUUUGGAUUCAUUCCAUCUUCCUCUGAACUUGAAAAUAGAUUCCGCUUCAAAUAUCAGGUUGUACAACCACCAUUGGAUCGAAUUGGAAAGUAAGAUGGGUAAAUUGAACCUCAGUGUUGACUACAAGCCUUCUACUCAUAAGCAUUUAUCGAUAGACGAUUUUGAUUUGUUGAAAGUCAUCGGUAAAGGUUCUUUCGGGAAAGUGAUGCAGGUUAGAAAGCGUGAUACAAACAAAAUCUAUGCAUUGAAAGCUAUUAGGAAGUCUUACAUUGUCUCCAAAUCCGAAGUUACUCACACUUUAGCAGAACGUACUGUCUUAGCUCGUGUUGAUAACCCAUUUAUUGUACCAUUGAAAUUCUCUUUCCAAUCCUCGGAAAAGCUUUACUUGGUCUUGGCGUUCAUCAACGGUGGUGAAUUGUUCUAUCAUUUGCAAAGAGAGGGGAGAUUCGAUCUAUCACGUUCCAGAUUUUACACUGCAGAAUUAUUAUGCGCAUUGGAAGCUCUACACGAUUUCGAUAUCAUUUACCGUGAUUUGAAACCAGAGAACAUUUUGCUAGACUAUCAGGGCCACAUCGCAUUGUGUGAUUUCGGUCUUUGUAAGUUAAACAUGAAGGAUCAAGAAAAGACAACUACAUUCUGUGGUACUCCAGAAUACUUGGCUCCAGAACUACUCUUGGGCCAAGGGUACACCAAGGUGGUGGAUUGGUGGACACUCGGUGUAUUACUGUACGAAAUGCUUACUGGUCUCCCACCAUAUUACGACGAGGAUGUCCCUAAGAUGUACAAAAAAAUCUUGCAAGAUCCAUUACGUUUCCCAGAUGACUUCGAUAAAGAUGCCAAGGACUUAUUGAUCGGAUUGCUAUGUAGAGAUCCAAAGAGAAGAUUGGGCUAUCACGGUUCAGACGAAAUCAAGUCACAUCCAUUCUUCAACCAAUUAAGUUGGAAACGUCUCAAGAUGAAGGGCUACAUCCCACCAUACAAGCCACCAGUGAUGGGUGCCAUGGACACAAGCAAUUUCGACCAAGAAUUCACCAGAGAACAACCCGUUGACAGUGUUGUCAACGAUUUCCUAAGUGAAUCGGUGCAACAACAAUUUGGUGGAUGGACUUAUGUUGGCUCGGAACAACUGGGCCAAUCCAUGCUGCCCGACAGAUCCUUCCAAACUUGA